Molecule: messenger RNA, 1453 nt
Organism: Zychaea mexicana
Lineage: Eukaryota; Fungi; Mucoromycota; Mucoromycetes; Mucorales; Lichtheimiaceae
Product: NMT1/THI5 like-domain-containing protein
Exons: 3
Coding region: 71-1111 (346 amino acids)
Biological process (GO): thiamine biosynthetic process
Source: RefSeq, a predicted model, not a curated record
CCCAACAUUCGUUUAUAUAAAGGCUGGGAACCGGCCUUCCUCUUUCAAUUCUUUGUUUCUUUCACUUAAGAUGUCUACCGAUAAGAUCACCGUUGUUACCAACUGGCACGCUAUUCCCUACCAUCUUCCCUUGUACCUUGCCGACAAGCUCAACUACUUUGUUGAAGAAGGUAUCAAGGUAGCCAUCCUGGAGCCCAAUAACCCAUCUGAUGUCACCGAAAUUGUUGGCAGUGGUAAAUCCGACCUCGCUUUGAAGGCCAUGAUCCAUACCAUUGCUGCCAAGGCACGCGGUUUUCCCGUCAAGUCCAUCGGUACUCUUUUGGACGAGCCCUUCACUGGCGUGGUCUAUUUGCGCUCCAAGAGCGGCAUCACCAACGAUUUCCAAAGCUUGCGCGGUAAGCGCAUUGGCUACGUUGGCGAGUUUGGCAAGAUCCAGUUGGACGAAUUGACGCGUCAAUAUGGUAUGACCCCCGAGGACUACACUGCUGUCCGUGUUGGUAUGAACGUCACCGGUGCCAUCAUCCGUGGCGAAAUCGAUGCUGGUAUUGGUCUUGAAAACGUUCAAAUGGUCGAACUGGAAGAAUGGUCCGUUGCACAAGGCCGUCCUGCUGAUGAUGUGGCCAUGCUUCGCAUUGAUGAGCUUGCUCACUUGGGAUGUUGCUGCUUCUGCUCGAUCCUCUUCAUAGGCAACGAAACCUUCAUCAACAAUAACCCUGAAAAGGUCAAGGCUUUCAUGAAGGCCAUCAAGCGCGCUGCUGACUUUAUGUUUGAGGAUCCUGUCAAGGCUUACCAACUCUUUGUUGAAGUGAAGCCCCACAUGGACAGCAUUGUCAACCGCAAGAUCUUCCAGCGCUCGUUCCGUUACUUCUCGCGCGAUUUCAAGAACGUGCAGCGUGACUGGAACAAGGUAACCAACUACUGCAAGCGUUUGGGUAUCGUCGAUGAAACUUUUGAGCAAAACCAGACCAACGACUUCUUGUCGUGGCCCUUGUUGCCUGAAUCAACUCCUGGUGUCGAACCCGCAACUGUAGAUACUGGCGUAGUCAGCUGUGGUUGUCGUAGCAGCCAUCCUCAAGGCCCCGCUCCCGAUGUCAUCUCUGUUAAGGCUUAACACACGUAAGUUGUAUGUAGGAGCUCUUCAAGACUUGCUGAAUAGCGGAAAAUGUCCAUGUACCAUACUUUUGGCUCUGUGUGCCAGCGGUGUGUAACGUGUGUGUGCGUAAAUUUACUGGGAUAUACUAACAAGCUGUUUACCGGGUUCCCGAUACAAAUCUAUCUUUGAUUUGGUUGGGAAUGUUUUUUGCUAUUAUAGUGGUCGAACCUAGGGGUGCUCGAGUUUAUCUUGGGCUGAGAUUAUUACCCUCAGAACCUGAUCAGGUUAAUACCUGCGCUAGGGAAGAGUUCGACCAUACUUUAGCUAGUGCUGAAAUAAAGAUGUUUCUUUAAAAGACCA